UUUCUUUUGAUCGCCGAGGUCUCAGCCUCCCAGAGUGCUGCUCCCGCCUUGUCCUCUGCGACGGGUCCGGGCCGGGGCUUCCCUUUCGCUGCCUGUAUGGCCGCCGCCGUGAACUUUAAAACUCAUGUGGAUCAGACUUGUAGAGCUGCUGAAGAGUUUGUCAACAUUUACUAUGAAACGAUGGAUAAAAGAAGAAGGGUGUUGGCUAGACUCUAUUUGGACAAAGCAACAUUAAUUUGGAAUGGUAAUGCAGUGUCUGGACAAGAAGCACUGAAAGAAUUUUUUGAAAUGUUGCCAUCUAGUGAAUUCCAAGUUAAUAUGUUAGACUGCCAACCUGUUCAUGAGCAAGCUACUCAAAGCCAGACAACAGUCCUUGUAGUGACAUGUGGGAGAGUAAAAUUCGAAGGCAACAAGCAACGUUACUUCACCCAGAAUUUCUUACUGACAGCACAAGCUACACCUACUAGCACAGUGUGGAAGAUUGCAAGUGACUGCUUCCGCUUCCAGGAUUGGGCCAGUUAAUGGGGACUGAGAGGUGAUUGCUUUCCCUCUUCGUUGCGUGACUUUAGCUCUCUGGACAGUCAUUCUCUAAACGUGGAAGACCUUUAUCCCUUCACUUAGUGUGCCGUUCGUUCUGGAAGUACUGCAGAUCUGUGUUGUGCUAGUCCUAGUGGCCCUGGACUUAAUGGCAAAUGUAUUUUUGAAAUGGAAGAAGUUUGCUCAAGUUACUUGGGCCCCUAUGAAAUAUUUAAGGCAGUGAGCCAGAGGGCUUAACCGUUCCUGAAGUUUGUGUUAGUGAUUCUCUCAUGUAAUGUUGAAAUCAUUCCUGUAAAUGCCUUACAUACAACUAUCCUGCUGCUCCAGGAACUUUUUCAAUAAUAUUGAAUGCUAAAAUCUCCGCUACUUGGACACUGAAUCCCUUCAUACAGAUGUGCAAUCAUUUCAGCUUAGAAACACCAUCUUUGAAGCAGACACCCACGACAGUGAGAAAUGGAGUUAGUUGCUCAUAUGUGACAUGUAUAUGAAAGUUAGAACUGCUUAUUUUGAGCCUUGAGCUUGAUCUGGCAACCAUUAGAGUUCUUUUUUCCAAUAAGAGUGGCAACAUCAAAGUAACUUCUCAUAUAAUAGAUGGGAGAGAUCCCACUUGGAGUUGUAGUGUCACCAAUGAAUUACAUGGUUUGGGGGAUGGGGGAAUAAAGGGAUUGGCAAAU
Messenger RNA from Emys orbicularis (European pond turtle), 1211 nucleotides. RefSeq names its product nuclear transport factor 2 like export factor 2 (gene NXT2). Gene Ontology annotation, biological process: poly(A)+ mRNA export from nucleus. The coding region runs from base 97 to 522 and encodes 141 amino acids. The record is from RefSeq and is a predicted model, not a curated record. The transcript has 4 exons. NCBI's taxonomy places the organism in Eukaryota, Metazoa, Chordata, Testudines, Emydidae. Gene Ontology annotation, cellular component: nuclear pore central transport channel.